AUGACAUCACAAAGUAAUCCUUAUUUCAAUGAUUAUCAAAUAACACAAAAUCAUAACAGUCCAUAUAAUAAUGGAUUAAAUCAAUUCGCAUAUCAAUCAACUGAACAGAUCAACUUAGAACAACAACAAAAAACACAUCAAAGUCUACCUUCAACUGUUGAUGAUACAAGUUCUACAAAUAUCCGAAAUGAUCCAAUAGUGUAUAAAGAUGAUUAUUUUAAAAAUUAUAAAAAUAUUAAUAACCAUUUAAUGAAUUCAAUCAGUUUAAAUCAUACAGAUUUUAUAAAUCCGUGUGAAUCAGAAUUAUGGAAUAGACAUAAAGAUACCUGGAUGAAUCCUGUUCCUAAUUCAACGCCAACACCACCACCACCAACACCAACAACAACAACAACAAGAAGAGAAGAAACACCAUCUGAAAAGAUACCCUAUGUACAACAAUUCAAUAAGACAGAACGUUGUCGUUCACCUAAUUGUCAUUGUAGUUGUCAUUUGCCUACAACAAAACUUGAACAGAACUAUUCUACAACACAAAAUUCAAAUCAGCAUACUCCUUAUUCCCUUUCAUUAAAAGAUAAUAUUAUGGCGAAGAAAAUCAAUGAUGCAUUAUAUAAACAAAAUAAUUUAGAUGAAUUACCAACAAAAUUGCAUAAUGAACGUCAUACAAUAAAUAUGAAACGUUUGGGGGAGCAAUUGACACGUGUGAAUCGUUUAAAUGCAGCGGUGAGUUACUCAAAUCAUCAUCAUAAUAACAAUAAUGGCAGCAAUACCUACUUACCAGUGAGUAGUGAUCCUACAAAUUUGAACAACCAAAGAUGUGAAUAUAAUGUUAAUUAUGAUGAUAGUAAUAGUAGGGAUUACCAUAAAGUGCACACAAGAAAUCCAGCUCCAUCUGAAUUGAAGACACCGCCAGAGGUAAAUACUACUUAUAAUAAUAAUAAUAAAAGUAAUAUAACUAGUCCAUUAGGUUUGUCUUCAACAUCACCAAUGUCAGAUAGUAAAUGUGUAUGGAUGCCUGUACCUGUAACUAUGCUUAAUUCAUGGUUUAAUUUAUUAUCAAAUAUAACAUGUCCUAGUAAUAAUGACAAUACUACUACUACUACUAAUAAUAAUAAUAAUAGUAAUAAUUCUGUACAUCAGUCUACUUUUAUAGCACCUUGCACAACAUCAUCAUCAUCAUUCACAUCUUCAGUAUACAAUCAAUAAUUAGAAUAUACUUGAUAUUUCAAUGUUCAAUAAGUCAAAGUGACAACAACAAAAAAAGCACACCUUCAUUUGACUUUUAUUUUUCUUAUAAACUUGCAUUUUAUGCUUAUUUUAUUGAUGAAUUUCAAUGUACAAUGUUUUUAUUUAUCCAGGAUUUUGUAUGUUUUUGAAAAAACAUUCCAAAAUUCUUUUCUUUGUAUACUUCAAAAUUGUAUCACAAUUGUACAUUGAAC
Molecule: messenger RNA, 1436 nt
Organism: Trichobilharzia szidati
Lineage: Eukaryota; Metazoa; Platyhelminthes; Trematoda; Strigeidida; Schistosomatidae
Source: the annotation of a GenBank genome assembly